AUGGCAUUUCACGUUGCUUGUCCAAUUACAUGUCGAAGAAUCUGUUUCUGUGCGUUAGGGUUUCCGCGUUCUCUAAAUGGAACCACCAACAACCACAACAACGCUGCCAAUGCUUUUCUCAACGACGUUUCUGCCCUCGGUGAUUUCCUUGCCGGUGCCCAGAAAGAGGACUAUACGAUCCAAGUUGCGGUUCCCAAGGUUGUGCCGCCUCCUCCUGAGGUUGUUCCUGUUAGCGGUGAUUUGCUUGAUGAGUCGGCCUCCAUGAAAGCUAAGCGUGUCGCGCUUCAGAGGAAAGGUGCUGCUGCUAUGAUUGCUGCUGAGGAGUAUGCAAGGAAGUUUGAGUCUGGUGAUGUGCUGGAUACAUCAGGAAAUCUUAAUGGAGAAGAACAGGGUCAAUCCAAUGUUAAGGUCUUUUGUCGAAUGUGCAAUCGCGUUGAGAGCGAAGGAAGUGAGAAAGCAAAAAAGAUGCUUUCGUGCAAAAGUUGUAGUAAGAAGUACCAUAGGAACUGCUUGAGAAGUUGGUCUAAUAAUAGAGAUUUAUUUCAUUGGAGUUCGUGGACCUGUCGUGCUUGCCGAAUAUGUGAGGCUUGCAGAAGGACUGGUGAUCCAAGUAAGUUCAUGUUUUGCAAAAGAUGUGAUGGUGCUUACCACUGUUACUGUCUGCAACCUCCUCAUAAGAAUGUUAGUACUGGGCCCUAUUUGUGCCCAAAACACACAAAGUGUCACAGUUGCGCAUCCAAUGUCCCUGGAAAUGGACUAAGUGUGAGGUGGUUUCUGGGAUACACUUGCUGUGAUGCGUGUGGAAGAUUGUUUGUGAAAGGAAAUUACUGUCCUGUUUGUCUGAAGGUUUACAGAGAUUCAGAAUCAACACCAAUGGUUUGCUGUGAUAAUUGCCAGCGCUGGGUACAUUGUCAGUGUGAUAAUAUUAGUGAUGAAAGAUAUCACCAAUUUCAAGUAGAUGGAAAUCUGCAGUACACAUGUCCUACUUGUCGUGGAGAAUGUUAUCAGGUCAAGAAUCUUGAAGAUGCUGUUCAAGAGCUUUGGAGGAGAAAGAAUGACACAGAUAGAGAUUUAAUUACCAGUCUGAGGGCUGCAGCUGGUUUACCAACACAAGAAGAAAUAUUUUCUAUUUCACCAUAUUCUGACGAUGAGGAUAGUGGGCCUUUAAAGUUGAAGAAUGAUUCUGCACGUUCCCUUAAGUUCUCUUUUAAGAAUUUUCCCAAUAACUCACCUAUUAAGAUAAAAGAUUAUGGAAAGAAAUCUUCAAACAAAAAGACUGCCAAGAAAAAGGAUUCUCUGUCAUUCAUGACUGGUAAUAUUGAUGCAAACCAUAGUUUUGAAGGACACAGUGAUGUUAAAUCUUUACAUAGCUUGGAUGAUGAUAAGAAUGACGAUGACAUGCAAUCCCAGAGAAAUGAAGGUCCUGAUGUUUAUUCAUCACCUGCUACCGGAAGCCUGAGUCAAACUGAAGUAUCUUUUCCUGUCAACCGUCCAAGUAUUUUGAAACGUAAGUUUGUUGAUGAGGUGAUGGUCAGUGAUGAAGAAAGGAAAACCAGAGUUGUUCGAAUUAAAAGCAAUAAGGCAAAUAAUUUGGAUAGUGAAGAGGAGAGUGGAAAACGUGGUGAUAAGACUCAGAAUGUAAAAGGGAAAAAGUUGGUUAUAAAUUUGGGAGCACGUAAAAUUAAUGUAGCUAGUUCUCCGCUGUCUGAUAAUGCAAGCUUCCAAAGAGAUCAAGAUCUGGUUAAUGCAAAUGGAAAUGAAAAUCUAGCCCAUUUGAUGAAAGGAAACAAGUAUGCAUUAGAUAGACACGAUGGAAUGGCUAGACAUGUUGAUGGUAAAGGAAGUAGGGUUGACUCUGGUCAAUUAAAACAUUUAAAGGUUUCAGGAAGAGAAGGAAAUAUGAUCAAGUUGGGAAAAGUUAAGCCAAGUGUUUCUGAACUUAACUUCACGUCUGGCAGGGGCAAUAUGUCUGAUGGGUGUGAAGUUGAGCCUUUAGACCGAUCUCACAUUAUGCGAGGUAAACGUAGUACUCAUGGAAUGAACAAUCAAGUUGGAUUAGAUGCAACAUCAAGAGGUGAAAGGACGUAUUUAGCGAGGCAGUCCGAAGGUAGCUCUGAUGUAUAUGACGAGACACAUGACAAUAAUCACACAUCUUUACAUUCUUUGCCGAAAGAUUCUAAACCUUUACUGAGAUUUAAAUUCAAAAGGCCUAGCAUUGAAAGUCAAAAUUCUCCCCAUCGGGAAGAGGAGAAGACCACAGUCAAGGGUCAGAGGUCAAAAAGGAAGAGGCCUUCACCUUUUAAAGAGAAAACAUUGUUUAAUGACUCUGAAGGUGUAAGUCAAUCUCCUGGAGACAAUAUAAAUCAUGAGAACAUGGAUGCAAACUGGAUUUUGAUGAAAUUGGGAAGUGAUGCAAUUGGAAAGAGAGUUGAAGUUCAUCAGACAUCCGACAAUUCUUGGCAUAAGGGAGAGGUUACUGACACAGUUGAAGGCACCUCAAAGUUGCAUGUUACUUAUGAUGAUGGAAAAGUAAGCAUCUUGGAACUAAGAAAGCAGGGGGUCCGUUUUGUUCCUCAAAAGCAAAAGAGAUCAAAAACAUGA
Messenger RNA from Lathyrus sativus (Indian pea), 2601 nucleotides. The record is from the annotation of a GenBank genome assembly. NCBI's taxonomy places the organism in Eukaryota, Viridiplantae, Streptophyta, Magnoliopsida, Fabales, Fabaceae.